CCGCUCUCUCAACAAUAUCGGGAUUUUGAAGCGAAAACAAUGGCUUCGCCGUACGGAGAGGCGUGUUGCUAUCUUGACUAACUACCGGAAUGAUAGCGGCAUCGUUUUAUCUCGUCCGUUUUGCUCUAGCACCUUAUCGGAGAUGUCCCUUUCCUGCUAGGCUCUCAAUGUUUUUCUGGUCCGUGUCCCGGGCCUGGAUGUAGCUGCUACACUGUAGCGGCGGGUUGAGCGGGCAGUAGCUCUCGAAGAGGUGGGGUCUGAAUUUAGGCGGACUUGGGGGCUCAAAACAAGCCCGUAGAGCCACUAGGAGAGGUGCAUAACAUGAAUGUCAGUGAUAAAAUGUUCCGUAUGUGGGCGGAGGAGGCAGCAAGAUCACAGUUUGACUACUAACUUAAUGUUCUUGCUAGUUAGCAUUAGCCAACGGUAGCGGUAACUUGCCCUAGCUAAAGCGAGAAGGCAUACGUAAUUUAACGAUAUCUAAUGCAAGAGCUGCCGAUUAUGGUGCUCCUAUGAAAGCGCUCGGCACCCGAUUUAUUAUGCGUUAAUCACAAACUGUUAUUUGACGUUGGAAAACUGUUUCUUUGCAUUUUGUUGCAGCAGCUAGCAUGUUGCUAACUAUACUAACUGGUCAGUGACGUAACGCUGGUCAUUGUUUUGACAGCACGCAGCAUCUUGGUCGAGGCUGAAAGGGUCUUUAUAAAUAUCUUGCUCCCCUUAUUUUUUUUACCUUGGAUAUUACUGUUAAUAAACAGUGAUCAGAAAGGUUCAUGUUUGGCUAACUGAUGUGACGCAGCUCAUCGUUACCAUGGAGUGAACCAACCGUCAAAUACACUUUGGCUGUAAUUACUGCAGCAUCUCACAUCAGUGUGUCUCUAUUCCGCAGUCGAUUAGUUAAAGCUUCGCUCCUUAUGGUGGUGGUAGUUCUGGCUUAGUUUUUGUUACCAGACAGAAGCAGCUGCAUUGUGUGAAAUCAUGUGGGGUUUUUUCUGUGACUCUCAGUUGUAGGAUGGAUCCAGACGGUGGGGCAGAUUCACAAAAAGCUGUCAGUUUGCAGUGGAAAAGCUACAAACUCGUCCAGGACCCAGCCAUUCGGCGGGUUGCACAGAAAAUCUACAGAUAUGAUGGAGUGCAUUUCAGUGUUCCAGACUCUGGAUUUCCUCCCGUGGGAGAUCUGCGGGACCCUAGACCCCGGAGACUAUGGUCCAGGUAUACAGAACUGUCCCUGCCAGUACCGAAGUUUAAGCUUGAUGAGUUCUAUGUGGGUCCCAUACCCCUCAAGGAGGUGACCUUUGCUAGACUCAAUGACAACAUCAAGGAGCCCUUCCUGGCAGAAAUGUGUGCAAAGUUUGGUGAGGUGGAAGAGAUGGAAAUCCUGUUUCACCCUAAGACCAGAAAGCACUUGGGCCUGGCCAGGGUGUUGUUCACCAGCACCAGAGGAGCCAAGGACACAGUCAAGCAUCUGCACAACACUUCUGUCAUGGGUAACAUAAUUCACGCCCAACUGGAUAUAAAAGGCCAACAGAGGCAGAAGUAUUAUGACCUGAUAGUGAAAGGGUCUUACACUCCUCAGACUGUGCCCCUGGGGGGCAAGGCCUUGACAGACAGGCUUCAGCCUCAGGCCCCAGCACAGCCGCAGCCUGACACGUCAUCAGAAAUCAGGCGGAGGCUCUCCAGUGAGCUUGCAGUUUUGGCAGCAGGGGUCCAGGCCCUCACAUCAGGAAGCAUCACCCCUUGCUCUGCGGAUCCUGGUUUCAGUGAGCAGCGUUUGGACACGCCCCCCUCUUCCCUGGCAGGUCCCUUCACACCUGGAUCCUCUGCUUCAUCUCAAGGUGGUGGAGGAACACCUUACAGCUCCAGAUCUGGGACUCCUUUCUCACAAGACUCGGGCUUCGCUGGCAGCAGGCAUACUGGUUACAACACUGGCACUUUGGGCAGCGGCUACCCCCCCCAGGACAUGCUACCUUCCUCCUCCUCAUCUUCUGCGGUCUCAUCCACUGUCGGAGGAUACAAAGUGUCGCGCUACUCAGAGGAUGCACAGGAACCGGCUGUGUAUCACAGAGGUCGCCCUAUGUAUCCCCCAACCCCAUCAUACCGUCCCAAUGAGCCGCCGUGCUACCCCCCAUACCCAAAUGUUGGAGGGCCUGGGCCACACAUGGCGCACCACUCCUCCAUGCCUCCCCCACCUCUUGCCGCCCAAUAUGAUCAGCCCCCAAUGUCUGACAGGGACCGUGACAGAGACAGAGACAGAGACUCAGGGGGGCGCUAUGGGCCAGCAGGGAUCGGCUCCAGAAGGUCAUCUUACCACCACCAGCAAGACACAAACUCUUCCACGAAGUACCAUUCACAUCACUCCCAUCACCACUCAGAACGCAGGGAUGACAGGGGGUACCGGCGAGACAGCCUUGGCUCCCGAUCAGGUGAACACAGCCACCAGAGACACCGCAACCACCACCAUACUCAUAACCACCAUGGCAGCAGCAGCCGCAGAAGGAGCAGCCAUGACCGGGACAGGGACCGAGACAGAGAUCGAGACAGAGACCGAGAUAGAGACAGGGACAGAGACAGUGACUACUCCAACAGCUCUGAUCCCAGAUACAAUUCCAACUCCUACCGCUCUUCCUCUAACAGCAUGUCUCCUCCCCCCUCAUCUUACUCUGCAUACUCCUCCUCCAAAGAGCCCACCUCAGCCCCUCCUCAGGGAUUGGACACUUCUACCCGUCUAGCGGGCACAAGCCUAGCAGAGAGGGGCUCUCUGCCUUCGGCUGGUGCUGACAAGGACUACCACACUGGUCAUCACAGUGCUCUGCCUCCACCUCCUCCACCGCCACCACCACCUCUCCCACCAGCCUCAGUCAUCGCAGCAGCUGUAGCUGAGACACUGGACUUCAACCAGGAUAGUCCAGCUCGCGAAGAGCAGUGGACAAAGCCCAAACGCCGUCCCAGCACCCCACCUGCACCACCGAAGACGCCCCCGCCUUCCUCGCCACCCCACCCUCCCAUAGCUUCCUCCUCCACCUCCCCUUCCUCUACCUCCCUCCCCCACCAUCUUCCCUCCUCAUCCGGCUCACCACCGCCCCCUCAACGUGACUCCUCCUCCCCAGAGCCAGACUCUACCAACGAGAGUUUACCGUUCGUCUACCACAGCAGCAGCCUCGACUCUCGUAUUGAGAUGCUCCUAAAGGAACAAAAGGCUAAGUUUUCUUUCCUUGCCUCUGAUGAGGAAGAUGAGGAAGAUAGGAAAGAGGAGAAGCAGAGGGGCAUACGUGGGGACGGAGGAGAGCGUAGAGGCGGCUCAAGUGAUGCAACAGGGGAACACACAAGUGGUAAUCAGGUGGGAGACAAUGCGGAGAAGGACCACAGGAGGAAAGGGGAAAGAGACAGAGAUGGUCACAGAGGAAGGAAACGAGGUAAGGGGGGAGAAGGUAGAAAGAGUCCCACUGUAAUUACAGCAACCAUACCAUCCUCGUCCACCUACUCUUCCCACAUCCUGCCUCCAGAGGAACCCCAGCCUCAGGUUGGCCUCACUGGGACUGCAGCGCUGCAGGAGGAAUCUUCACAGGCUGGAUCUGCUGAUACACAGAGCAGGACAGGAGCACACACACCACCUUACAAUGGGCAGAGCCAGUCCUCCCCUCAUUCCUCAGGGGAAGACAUGGAGAUCUCAGACGAGGAGGAGACGGAGACUACCAUAACAACGGUGACCACCCACCAACCCUCGGUCACCUCCUGUUCGUCACCCUCUUCAUCCCAGGCGGCCAUGCCUUCACAAACAACGGACCCCUCAUCUUCACCCCCACCCAUCUCUGACUCUUCACAGCACUUUGGCACCUCAAUGCACCCUCCCAUACCUUCCUACCCUCCUCAUUUGCCUCCUCCACCUCCCCCUGGUUACUCCCUCCAGCCCCCACCUCCCCCUGGGAUCCCUCCGCUGCCCCACAUGGAGCUGCACCCAGAGUAUCCUCCUCCCAUGCCCCACCACAUGUAUGACUAUGCCACGUCCAUGGAGCUGAUGAACCAGUACAGCGGUGGCGCUCCUAUGUCUUUCCAAAUGCAGACCCACAUGCUAAGUCGCCUACACCAGCUGCGAUUGUCGUCAUCCAACGGCACUCCAGGCCCUGGUGAGGCGGCCACUGCGGAUUACACCUCCUACCAUCUCCACUCUAUGCCGCCACCCCACACACACCACCCCUACAUGGACCAAGAGGGAAGCGGGGCGGGUGCUCAUUAUGAUCAGGACCACCGCUACAUGCCCCCCCACAUGUCCUAUCCCUACCCUGACCCCCACAGUACUCAGAUACCACCCCCUCCGCACCAUGGCAUCCCCCCUCCCCAUUCUGGCUGGCCGCCACACGUCUUACCACCACACUACCCCUCUUACAUGCCCCCACCUGGCUACAGCACCAUGCUGCCUGGUGAGGCAGACGAGUACAGGGCUCCAGGGCAGGAGAUGCCCAUGUUGGCAGAAAAUCCACAUGAAGCCACGGUGCAAAUGGCCCUGGCCACUCUGAUCCAGGAAAUGAAAAACAUCAUGCAGAGGGACCUGAACCGCAAAAUGGUGGAGAACGUUGCCUUUGCGACUUUUGACGAGUGGUGGGAGAGGAAAGAGACCAAGGCCAAGCCUUUCCAGACAAUAAUUAGAGGAGUGGCUGGCUUACGGGAUGAUGAGAAAAAAGAGGAAAAGGUCAAUCGUCCUCGGGAGCCUCUCACGUCUCUUGUGGAUUGGGCAAAGAGCGGUGGCGUGGAGGGAUUCUCUCUCCGAGGAGCACUACGACUGCCUUCCUUCAAGGUGAAGAGGAAAGAUCCUCAGGAGCUUGACGAGGAAGACAUGAAAAGGCCGCGACCCUCAACCCCACCAGACGAGGAUGACGAAGCUGCUGAGGGCAGAAUUCAAGAGACAAGCAGAGUUGAAAGGGACAACAAGAGGAGGAAAAAGAAGCCCAGAAAUCGUAAACCUUGGGAGCUUGACAGUGAGGGAGAGGAAACGUCUGACGGCUCCUCCACCGAAAAGGAGGAUGAAGAGGAAAGUGAAAAGGAGUCUGAUGAUGAGGCCCUUAGUGCUGAUAGUGAUGAUGAGAGCCUGUCUUCAUCCUCUGAGGGCUCUUCCUCUUCAGCAUCCUCAUCUUCCUCUUCCUCUGAAGAUGAGGAUGAAGAGGAAGGAGAGAGGGCUGAGAGUGAAGGGCUGGACACCCUGGAUGAGUCGACCAUGGACAGCACAACAGAGAAAGGGGAAAAUAACGCAGUGGCUGUUCUAAAGGCAGAGGUCAAAACAGGUGAAGUCAAGGACAGCAAGGCAGAUACAACAGCAGCACCUACCAAGCGUCCCCCGUCGCCCCCAUACCCGCGUCCUUUGUCCCCUGUUGUUCUUGUGCCCCCUCUCAAGAAGCGCAGGAAGACUGUCUCGUUCUCUACAGGCGAGAACGACGGCAAAACGCAGCUGCCUACUGCACCGCUGUCUCCAUCUUCCUCCCAGCCGGCGGGUGAAUCUCCCCUCCUUUCCCCUGCCAGGCCGCCAGACUCUCCCAUCACUGCUUCCCCAUCCCCCUCAGCUCGUCCCACUCAGGGCAUCCAACUGCUCCCCUUUGCCUCCAAACCAGGUGAAGGCAACGCCCUCAUCGUGCCCCCACCUGGACGAACGCAAGAUUCUGAAGAGUCCAAAAAGGGACUACCUGUUUCUUCUCAGACCACCCCUGUCAAAUCCCCUGGGAAACGAAGUGCAGGCAAAGACUCCCCCAAAUCUCCCGUCCCUCCUGUUAUGGUGUGUCGCACUGUGCAGAAUCUGCCGUUGGACCAUGCCUCUAUGUGCAGGAUGGCCUUCGAGGAGGCUCCUCCACCACCUGCCGUCAUCAAAAGGAACAGAGGCAGGCCUCGGACAACCAGCUGGUCCGCUUCUUCCUGUCAGUCCCUCAGAGAGGAAGACGAGGAUGAGGAAGAAAGUGAGCAGAGGUUAAGACUCAGAGAGCAGCUAGGGGCAUCGACCCUACUGCAGCUGGCUUCAGCUUCAACCACUGACCUGUCAGUGUUGGCUGAUGUGGCCCUGAAAAUGGACCCUGACGCUGGGGACUCAGAGGAGACGGAGACAUCUGACGAGGCAGAAGAGCAGAAGAUGGAAGAGGAUCUCUUCUCAUCGGAGUCACUGGCUCUAGUUAUGAGCCCAGAAGUUGUAAUUGUCCUCAUGGAGCACAACUACUGCAAACCCCCUGUUCUCACAGUACCAUCUGGUACCAAAAGGACUUCCUCCAAACAAGACUCUUCGGUCUUGCUGCCAGCAGACCUCAAUACUAUUUCUGGAGUGCUUGAAGCCCCAGAGGAGGUAAUUGGAGAGGCACUCCCAUCCAGAGGAGAUACAGGAGAAAGCUUAUCUUCAAUGGAAGUACUUUGUGAUUCUGAGGAUGCAGGACAGGCUGCAGCUCCUUCACCAAAGAAGAAGGUCAUGCUUGGCAAAGGUUUAGAACUUGAAAAGGACAAGAGUAAAAAGAGGAGAAGAAAAGACAAAGAGAACCUUGAGGUUAAUCAACACACGAAACAGAAGGAGCAGCCAGGCAAGAAACAGAGGAAGCGGAAACUAGAGGACUCUGAGGAAGAUGUGGACGUGGAGGAGCUUGAGUCUGGGGAACUGUCCAGCUCCGACACAGAAGACGAGAUUGUGGAAGACGUUAGGAAGAGUGAGCGUCUCUUUCUGCAGGAGGCAGGGAUAACAUCAUCUCAGCGCUGGCCAAAACCUGUCCCAUUACCUGAGCUAUCGGCCGUGAAGUUUGACAACCGCAGUGAGUUUGAGCAGAUGACCAUCCUGUACGACAUCUGGAACUCUGGUCUGGACGGCGAAGACCUCAAUUUGCUUCGGAAGACUUAUGAGAAGCUCCUACAGGACAACCACAGCUCUGACUGGCUCAAUGAUACUCACUGGGUCACCCACACAAUAACCAAUUUGCCGAACCCUCGGCGUAAGAAGAAGAACGCAGGUGGACAGCUCCGUGAGCAUGUGACUGGAUGUGCCAGGAGUGAGGGCUAUUACGCCAUCAGCCGCAAGGAGAAGGACGUCUAUCUGGAUCUGGACUUGCCCGAGCAGGUCAUACGGGAGGUGGAGAAUGUCGACAGCUCGGGAGCUAACCGUUUGCUGUCAGAGAGGCGUUCAGAGCAGCGCCGCCUCCUCACUGUUAUCGGGGCCACGGCUGUCAUGGACUCUGACCUGCUCAAACUCAACCAGCUAAAGUUCCGCAAGAAGAAGCUUCGUUUUGGACGCAGCAGGAUCCACGAGUGGGGCCUGUUCGCCAUGGAGCCCAUUGCUGCUGAUGAGAUGGUCAUUGAGUAUGUGGGUCAAAACAUCAGACAGAUGGUGGCUGACAAUCGAGAGAAGCGGUACGCACAGCAGGGCAUCGGGAGCAGCUACUUGUUCAGAGUGGACCACGACACAAUUAUCGAUGCCACCAAGUGUGGAAACCUGGCGAGAUUCAUUAACCACUGCUGCACUCCAAACUGUUACGCCAAGGUCAUCACCAUAGAAUCCCAGAAAAAGAUUGUGAUUUACUCGAAGCAGGCCAUUGCUGUCAAUGAAGAGAUCACUUACGACUACAAAUUCCCCCUGGAGGAGAACAAGAUUCCCUGCCUGUGUGGAACAGAGAACUGCCGUGGGACACUGAACUAGUGAACGAGCUUCUCUUCCUCACUUGCCGACGGAAAGCCUACCCGGCAGACACCCACCCGGUUCACCCUCCUCAGAGGGUACAUUGAAACAAAGCCACCUCCGAUCCCCACCCCGUCCUCACAAUACCCAGGAAACAGAGACACACACACUUGCACUUUUCAUGCACACUUUUCAUUCACUAGGCAGUUUCACAAGCCAGUGUGUGAGAGGGUUGUGUCACCUGGCAUGUGAACACAAUGAGGGGGGCCUUUGCUUCCGCAUUAGCUCUUCAGUGGCAGUAUUGUUGGACUUGAUUGGUUAAUAUGUUGUUAAGUUGCGAGGUUUAUUGCAGCCAGGCGUGAAAGGUCUUUCUAUUUCCAUAACAAUGUCCGUUUAAAGGAAAACAAUAAAAACUGAAAAGAACAUGAGCAUUGGACGUCUACGCCAGCUCAUACAAUAUACAGCCUGGAUCAACUCUUCCAGGGUCAAAGCCCUCCCUGCACCCGCCCAUCCACACAGAUCCGCACACAGACGCACAGGAAUAUCUGACAAAUUCAGGGUUUUUAAAAAGCGCUUGUUAAGGGCGCACUUUUAAGAUGACAAACUUCAAUUUGGUCUUCAGUUAUGCAAGAUUUCCAAGUGUGAAGAUUGUUUUGGAGCUUCUUUUUUUAAAUUUCAUUUCAUAGUAUUAUAUAAUAAUAUUACUAUUGCUGUUAUUAAUGGUAUUGUUAUUUAGUUGCAUUAGCUGUAAGUGUCUUACAGUGAAAUGAGCUUCAGUGUACCCACCCACAGUCCGUAGUGAUUCACCAGCCUCAUAAACAGUAAUUUCCCUUCUCCACUGUGUGUUUACUCCUGAUUUUGCCACAACUUUCUGUCUGGAUGAGAGUAAAGUCCUUUUGAACUAUUGUUUUUAACCCACCAUGAAAAAUAUGUCCGUUGUAGCUAAAAGUGUGUUUUAAUUUUUACAUGGCUGCUGAAUUUUUUGUCUGCAGGAUCAGCACAACAGAGAAUUGUCCAUGUUUUUUUUUUCUUCUUUUUUUCCACCCCCCAAAGUUAAAGCUAUGUUAACAAAAGGUUUUGUGAUGAGAACUUGUUAAGUGUAUGUUUGGUAGGAUCUCUUCGUCUGUUUGUCUAUGUUUAGUUCCAUGGAAACAAAUGUCAAUUUCUACAGUUGGCAGGUUCAUUUUCCCUCAGCUUUUAAAGCAAUCUUUACCAUCAAAUACUCACCCAUCGUAGUAAAAAUGUGUGGUCAGUGUUUAACUUAGUCAAUCUGUGUGCUUCACUUGUUUUUAAAAGGCACAUUCAUUUGGACCCUUCUGAGGAUCACUUCUGUAAAGUUCUUUUUUCUCCUGUUUAUCCAGAAUGCAUUAGUAUGUUUAUUUUUUUAUUUCAGUGUGGAAUCAUUUGCCCCAAACAAAACAUCCCUGAGAAAUGUUUCAACUUAAUGCAAACAAAUGUCCUGCUGACAAUCUGUUUGCAGUGUAGAUGGGUGGAAGGUAUAAAUGGAUACGCCACAGCGGGUUUGUGAUACUCUGCAGACAGCAGGAUGUAUAUGGCCCUUGUGUUGUCUCUGUUUUUCAUAUGGCCAUGGCCGUCCAAAGUUUAACUUUUUCGUUUUUAACUUUUAACUAGCAGAAUUCUCUUUAUUAUGUUCCCACCUAAACAGGAAAAAUGUGUAAGAUAUUUCUUGUUGCAACGAGAGCCUUUCAGUACCAACCCACUCUCUGUACUACAGGACAAAAAAAUGAAAGGAGAAAAAAAAUCAAAGAAGUACAUGUAAAUAUUGUAGAGGUGUUUGUUUCUCGUAGAAACACACUGAUUUCAAGCUGUAAAUAUGUUGUUCCUUUUCCUCUCUCCAUGAGGAGGAAACAUGUACAUACCUUCCAUUCAUUUAUUUUUUAUUGUUUUUCCUUUUAAUUUGAUGAUUAUUU
Molecule: messenger RNA, 9552 nt
Organism: Centropristis striata (black sea bass)
Lineage: Eukaryota; Metazoa; Chordata; Actinopteri; Perciformes; Serranidae
Gene: setd1a
Product: SET domain containing 1A, histone lysine methyltransferase
Exons: 20
Coding region: 1007-7642 (2211 amino acids)
Cellular component (GO): Set1C/COMPASS complex
Molecular function (GO): histone H3K4 methyltransferase activity; protein binding; RNA binding
Source: RefSeq, a predicted model, not a curated record